Messenger RNA from Closterium sp. Naga37s-1, 858 nucleotides. Lineage: Eukaryota; Viridiplantae; Streptophyta; Zygnematophyceae; Desmidiales; Closteriaceae. The record is from the annotation of a GenBank genome assembly.
AUGGCGGCGUUGUCGUCGCAGCGCGAAGGCGGCGGCGCGAGUUCCCAGCGCGAGACGGUUCGUCUAUUCAGCGCGUGGUUCUGCCCGUUCGCGCAGCGCGCGUGGAUCGCGCUGGAGGCCAAGGGCGUCAAGUACGAGUACGUGGAGGUGGAUCCAUACGCCAAGCCAGCAGAGCUCAUGGCCGUGAACCCGCGUGGCCUCGUGCCGGCCCUGCUGCACAUCACACAGCACGGCGAGCAGCAGGGCGAGCAGCAGCAGCAGCAGCGGUGCCUGUACGAGUCGAGUGUGAUCAUGGAAUACAUUGACGAGGCCUUCCCACCUUCGCCUCUCGCUGCUGCUGCUGCUGCUGCUGCUCCCGGGAGCACGGGUGUGCAUCUGAUGCCACGGGAUGCGUAUGAGAGGGCGCAAGUGCGCAUGUGGAUGGACUUUGUCAAUCGCAAGAUCGUUCCCACCUUCUACCGCUAUCUCCAGAAGCAGAGCCGGGAGGAGCAGGAGGCAGAGAGGGCGGCGCUAAUCAGCUGCUACGAGCAGCUAGGAGCAGCCAUGGAGACCAUCAGCCCAGAAGGGUCUUUCUUUCUUGGCCAACAAUUCUCCCUCAUGGACAUCUCACUCGCGCCCUGGGUGCUACGUCACGACAUUCUCCGAUUCUACCGCAACUUCUCCCUCCCCUCGCACGACGAAGCCUCUCCUGCCCUCCGCCGUUUCUGGCUGUGGGAGACGGCGAUAGGAGCUCACCCAAGCGUGAGUGCCACUCUGGCGGACCGUGAUAGUUUGAGGGAGAUCUACAAGCGGUAUGCGGACAACACGGCGACGUCAGAGGUUGCUGUGGCUAUCAAUAAAGGCACUGCACUCCCAUGA